Molecule: messenger RNA, 2700 nt
Organism: Alosa alosa (allis shad)
Lineage: Eukaryota; Metazoa; Chordata; Actinopteri; Clupeiformes; Clupeidae
Product: NXPE family member 3-like
Exons: 9
Coding region: 273-1952 (559 amino acids)
Source: RefSeq, a predicted model, not a curated record
UUCAGCAAACUUUCCAUGGGAAUCAAAACUUACUCAAAAACUACGUUUUUGUUAGCUGGGUUGACAUGACCUUGGUGGAUCCACCGGUUGGGGAGGUUUUUGGAUAUCCUCCUCCUUCACGUUCCGAUGGCCUCACUUCCUCCUUCACGUUCCUCCUGGCUUUUUCAUGUCUGUCACAGUUUUAGAAGUCCCACAGACAUAAGUCAUUAAACCAGAAACUGCGAAGAAAACAAAGAGUUUGUACCACAGUUUAAAUCAAUGAAAGUGAUCAAAUGGACUCAAGAAUCUGCAAAUCACGGAUUUGCAGGGUUCCCGCUUAUCGUCAGAUAAUAUGGUACUGGAUUAUAAUUUUAACAUUUGGACUUUUUUUCACGGUGAUGUUAUCAGGCUAUUGUCAAUGGCCUUUGUCCAUGCUUCCCCUGAGGCAUAGAUCUGUAUUCAAUAAUGAAACACAAAUGCUCAAAAUCCCAGAAGACCUGGGCUUCAGUGAGUAUGAGUGGGACCGGAUACAGAGGGCACUCCACUGGGGUGAACCAGACCACCAGAUUACCACUGCAACCAUGAGCACCAGUCCAGACCACUCCACCUUUUUAAUAAACAACUUCAAGGACAGUUACUAUGUGGGGGAGGAACUCCAUGCCACCAUUGUUGCCAGGGACUUUACUGGUAUGCCAAAACAUUAUGGAGGGGAUCUCUUCCAAGCAAAAGUUUAUUCAGACACAUUAAAGGCUAGUGUGUUUGGAGACGUACUCGACCACCAGAAUGGUACCUACUCAGCCCGGUUCACCCUGCCAUGGGUGGGCACGGCAUUGGUGGCAAUCCGUCUGAUUCACUCCAGUGAGGGCGUACAGGUCCUUAAGAGGAUUCGGGACUCCAGCUACAUCUACUAUCUUGGCUUCUUUGUAGGCAAGAACCCCCAGGGUGCUCGAGUGGAGGAAAAGGCAAUGUGCAACUUGAAAUGGGAAGGGGUGGUGCUGCCAGGUAAGGGAGAGCGCUGUGAGUACAAGGAUGCCCGCACGGGGACAACAUGGCACUGCCGUAAACCCCGAACUCUGCCAUGUGAUGCCCUGUUGUACCACAAUACAGAUGAACUCAUGAGGGACAUCACAACGGCCCUUGACAGGGUUCUCAUGAGCAGACAACAUGUAGACCACUGGCUGAAGGGUGAUUCACGGCAAAUUAGAGUCAUUGCCUCUAAUUCAACUAUUGGAACGAUCAAGUCAUGUAAACCUGGAAUGCCAACACCAACACCAGCAGGAUUCUACAUGAAUGAUAUUUGGACGUCAUUUGUGUGUGCCACCCGUCAUUUUGGGGAUGUGAAUGACAGAACUCAGUGUCUGAAGGACAAGCAAAUCUACACAAUGGGAGACUCGACCUUGAGACAGUGGUUUGAGUUCCUCUGUGGGGCUGUGCCUACUCUAAAACGUAUGAACCUCUACUCUGAUCGCCAAGUGGGGCCCUUUAUGGCAGUGGACGUAGCGAACAACAUCCUCCUGCACCACCGCUCACAUGGUGCCCCCCGAUGCUGCCCUGACGGCCCGAUUGCGGCAAUGCACUACAUCAGUAACCAGAUUGAUGACCUGGCUGGUGGGCCACACACUGUUAUUGUCUUGAAUGUGUUGGCUCACUUCACCCAAUUCCCAGUCUCCUUCUACGCUCACCGGGUGUACCAGAUCCGUCGUGCAGUAGUGGCACUGUUGAAACGUGCACCACAGACCAAGGUCAUCAUCAAGACAGCCAACACAGGGUACAAGGAUUUAAACCGCAGUGACUGGUUAGCCAUGCAGCUGGAUCAAAUCCUCCGCGAAGUAUUCCGUGAUGUGGGAGUUUACAUCCUGGAUGUGUGGCAGAUGACUGCUUGUCACUAUAAUGCAGACGAUCUCCAUCCUGCCCAAGUGAUCGUCCAAAACGAAAUUGACAUUCUGCUCUCCAUUAUCUGCCCCAAGAUUUAAACCGCAGUGACUGGUUAGCCAUGCAGCUGGAUCAAAUCCUCCGCGAAGUAUUCCGUGAUGUGGGAGUUUACAUCCUGGAUGUGUGGCAGAUGACUGCUUGUCACUAUAAUGCAGACGAUCUCCAUCCUGCCCAAGUGAUCGUCCAAAACGAAAUUGACAUUCUGCUCUCCAUUAUCUGCCCCAAGUAAGGAGGCAGGCCCAUGUUAUGAGAAUAUUGAAAUAUGGGAUAUUUACGGGAAAAUAUUGAAACGGGAAGACAGCAGGGAAAAAAGCAAAAAAUAUGUGAGGGUUGAUGGCUACGCUCUAAUGUAAUCGAACAGAAGUGGGGUGGGCAGAACAUGGUUUAAUCUGUGUCAGAUGCCUUAGUGUCCUUUUUUGCAUAAAACGUUAAUUGUUUUCUUCUUGAUUAGCUACUUGCUUGUGCUGUAUCUGACUUGUACGUUACUUUGGACCAAAUGACUAUAUGUAAAUGAUGUACUGGUACAUGAUAUGACUGCUGCAUGGUGUUGGGGCUGUAGCCAACAUGGUGGAUGGGGUGGGGGUGCAACGUUUUUCCAAUAUAGAAUAUGUGGAUCUUUUUGGUGUGUGAAACUAUUUUCAGACAGUCUUAUUGUUGUGUAUGUGGUUUCAUGCACUGUGUGUGUUUAUGUUCUUGUUGUUCUUGCUGCGCAUUGGUGGCGUUGAUGUGAUUGAUUGCGGUUAACUGAUUGCGGUUAGUAAAAGAAAGCUUAUGUUAAACCCUUCGUCU